AUGAUUGAAACAAGUUGCAGUAAUACUGCCCAUCCUGCACACAGGUCAGUGGCUAACGACCGCUACCUCCUGUGGAAGCUAGGCAUCACCCACGUAGUGAACGCUGCACACGGAAGGAAAUACUGCGAGGGCAGCCACCAGUUCUACGGAUCCUCGGUGGAAUAUUACGGCGUGCCCGCUGACGAUUCGCCGUCCUUUGACCUGUCACCCUACUUCCUCCCGUGCUCGAAGUAUAUCGACAGCGCUCUCAACAAAACCGGCGCUAGCGUGUUGGUUCACUGUGUGGUGGGUGUGAGCCGCUCCGCGUCACUAGUGCUGGCGUUCUUGAUGAUUUGUCACGGCCUCACCCUGCUGGACGCCAUCCACAAAGUCAAAGAACGCCGCUGGAUCUUCCCCAAGGCUGGCUUCCUCAAACAGCUCCGAAUUUUGGACCAAAAACUCGCACGGGAACCUCAACUACGGCAGUUGCCGUAA
Corythoichthys intestinalis (scribbled pipefish) is the source of this 474-nucleotide messenger RNA. RefSeq names its product dual specificity protein phosphatase 13-like. The transcript is spliced from 2 exons. The record is from RefSeq and is a predicted model, not a curated record. Gene Ontology annotation, molecular function: protein tyrosine/serine/threonine phosphatase activity; MAP kinase phosphatase activity. Gene Ontology annotation, cellular component: cytoplasm. Gene Ontology annotation, biological process: protein dephosphorylation; negative regulation of MAPK cascade. Bases 1 to 474 code for a protein of 157 amino acids. NCBI's taxonomy places the organism in Eukaryota, Metazoa, Chordata, Actinopteri, Syngnathiformes, Syngnathidae.